AUGUUCACAAACUCGACAAAGACGCAGCUGCGAAUAACCCUGGCGUAUGCGCACAUCGCGGAUCUGCGGCGACAGAGCCUUCAGCGCGGCCACCGUCACCGUCUGCUCGAGCAUGCCAACGUAGAGACAGCGUCGCUGCUUCUCCUCUGCAACGACGAGAGUGCAGAAACCCCGGAGGGGAAAAAAUCCAAAAAGGAGAAGAAAGAUAAGAAGCGAAAGCUGAAGGAGGAAGAGGAAGCUACCGAGGAGACUCCGAAGAAGAAGAAGAGCAAGAAGGCUGCGGCGGCGCAGGAGGAAGACGAGGAAGCGGCAGUCACAGAGGAGACACCAAAGAAGAAGAAGAAGAAGUCGAAGGAAGCAAAGGAACCUGUAGAGGCAGAGGAGGAGGAGGCUGGCGCGGAAACCGAAUCGGCGAAGAAGAAGAAGAAGAAAAAGAAGAAGGAAGAAGUCGAGGCGACAGAAACCAAUGGCGACGCUGCGUCAGACGACAGUGCGACGGCAAUCGGAUCCAUCGAGAUCACACUGGAAGGAGAGAAGUUGUCGACAGCACACGAUGUCUCGUUCUACUUCCGCAAUGCCGGAAUUCACCUGAGCAAAGUGGACAUGGAGGACGGCAAAGCGACGGCCACGCUGACGGUGAAGAAGAAGGCGGCGGCGGCGGGUUCGAAGGUGCUGUUCAUCAAGAACAUUCCGGAAGGCACGGUGAAGGCCGAUCUCGAGAAGCUGUUCCCCACAGCGCUGGACUGCCGACUGCCGAUGACGUACAAGGGGUUCUGCCACUGCGACUUUGAGUCGGAGGAGGCGGCCCAGAAGGCAAUGACGGAGAUGCAGGACGCCGACUUCAAGGGAAACAAUCUCUUCGUGGCGCUGGCGACACCGCGCGCACCCCAGAGCGAUUUCGGGGGCGGCCGCGGUGGUUUCGGCGGUCGCGGUGGAUUCGGCGGCGGCCGUGGCGACUUUGGAGGAGGGCGAGGCAGGGGAGGCGGUGGAUUCGGUGGACGACAACAAUCGGCUGAUGGCAACACGGUGUUUGUGAAGAACCUUCCGGACGGGACGCAGCGGGAUGAUCUGUACGGAAUCUUCCCGACCGCUGCCGACUGCAGGGUGCCGCGAGAGUUCAAGGGGUACGCGUACGUUGAGUACGGAAGCGUCGACGAUGCGAAGAAGGCGAUCACCGAGUUGCAGGGAUACUCGUUCCAGGGCCGCUCUCUCUACCUCGACAUGGCCUCGCCACGGCCACCACCCGACGCAGGCGGCGGGUUCGGCGGAGGUCGUGGCGGCGGGUUCGGGGGUCGCGGCGGCGGCGGUGGAUUCGGCGGUCGCGGAGCGAGUUUCGGCGGCAGGGGAGGACGAGGCGGCGGUUCACCGGCGUUCACCGGCACGAAGAAGACGUUCGACUGAGCGACCCCGGCCACCAGGAUUCAAGGAGGAGGCAGGGAUUGGCAGGAAACAUCCCCGCUCCGGCAGCGGUUUUAAAAUUUGUAACAUAUCCGUUCGCGCGGGUCGAAGGAGGCAGGGAUAUUUUAGCGCGGGGGAUGCUUUUGGCAUGGGGCUGCCUCGGGAAAGCGAGGUGGUGAGAGUUAACAAUGCAGCCGUCGUCAGGUAGAUGUGAUGAAGGCGUCGGUUGCGCCGUAGAUAAAUAUCUUUGUCAAAGUGCUUUUGCGUAUCGAUGGAAAAAAUACGCUCCGUAUUCGUGGAAAGUUCCGACAGAGUUUUCAGGCAAAAAAAUAUCCGGGAGAAAGGAAUGCGGAUUUCGGGAAUCGCCCCGCACUCGCGCACGAAGCCGUCUCUUCGUAUUGCUAAAGCGAAAUCCUGCUGCGAGUCGUUCGUACUGGAAGCUGUAGCUUCCUCUUCUAAUCGUGUCUGUCAUCGUGUUGCACAUUCCAUCGGGUCAGUCAUUGUAAAGGUCGCGAGGCACGUUGUUCCGACCGCGAAACUGUAUUAUAAUCGGAUGGAUGUAGUUGGAUGAUUGCACGCUGGACUCUCUCCUGUUAGUACUUCAAAGGCCUGUUCGACCGUCUGCCAACACGUGUGUAAGGUUGAGGUGUCAAUUGCAAUAAAAUAUUGUACAGUUACAAUGCAGAA
Priapulus caudatus is the source of this 2085-nucleotide messenger RNA. RefSeq names its product nuclear localization sequence-binding protein-like. Gene Ontology annotation, molecular function: RNA binding. The record is from RefSeq and is a predicted model, not a curated record. Lineage: Eukaryota; Metazoa; Priapulida; Priapulimorpha; Priapulimorphida; Priapulidae. The transcript has 9 exons. Bases 1 to 1401 code for a protein of 466 amino acids.